AUGGUCAGAGAUUUACUUGGUUGUUUACAUGCAAGGUUAUUACAAUUUCGACAUAUUGAUUCUGUGCCCUGCUUCUUAUUAACACACGAUGUUUGUGACGUUUUAAAAGUGGAAAUUGAUGACACAGAGUUAAAUGCCAUCCGUGACGAAAUAUGUUACAAACUGAAGAGCGGUGGUUACGUCGUCAAGGAUGGUAUUCAAACAAGUUUUCGUUGUUUUAAAGAAUUUCUGUUGAAAAAAACAGACCAGAAAAUGAAACAGUUAAAAUAUAAACGAAAAUAUACUACUACAAUGACAUCACCAAACACUUUAACUCAAACACAACUAACAACAACUACAAUAUUAUCUCAAGCAACAACAGUAUCCUCACCAUCAUCCAUGACUUCUGAACAACACAAACAACAGCUCAUAUAA
This is a messenger RNA of Didymodactylos carnosus, 414 nucleotides long. The record is from the annotation of a GenBank genome assembly. NCBI's taxonomy places the organism in Eukaryota, Metazoa, Rotifera, Eurotatoria, Philodinida, Philodinidae.